CAAGUGAGUGGAGAGUCUUUGGCGGUGACGAUUUAAUAGGCAGACAAAUACACACCCACUGGGCUCGACUUGCCUCGCAAAUGCUUUAAUUUUCAGGAGGUCCAUGCAUCAUUUUAGGCGACGUCAAAGGCAGGCAGGAUGCCAUCCACUGCCUCUCCCAUCUGAAACACACACAAGGACGCGAUUAUUCCAAGUGGACAGAUAGAGUAAAACCAGGUGCAUUAACAAUGUUUACAGGGCUCUCAGAUGUGAAGAAGAAGUGGGCAGCAGUUCGGGGUCGCCUGGGCUCCUCUCAGGACUCGGACUCCCAGCAGGAAGCCAACCUAGAGAGUGCAGAUCCCGAGCUCUGCAUCCGACUGCUCCAGGUCCCCACCGUGGUCAACUAUUCCGGCCUGAAGCGUCGCCUGGACCGCAGCGACCAGUCAUGGAUGGUCCAGUUCCUGGAGCUCAGUGGCUUGGAUCUUCUCCUGGAGGCCCUGGACAGGCUGUCUGGGAGGGGUUGCUCCCGCAUCGCAGAUGCCCUCCUGCAGCUCACCUGCGUCAACUGCGUCCGUGCAGUCAUGAACUCAUCAGCAGGGAUUCACUUCAUCAUAGAGAACGAGGGAUACAUCCGCAAGCUCUCCCAAGCCUUGGACACCUCCAACACCAUGGUGAAGAUGCAGGUGUUUGAGCUCCUUGCAGCUCUCAGCAUGUUCUCUACAGAUGGUCAUCGCCUUGCUCUGGAUGCUCUAGACCACUACAAGGGAGUGAAGACACAGCAGUAUCGCUUCAGCGUGAUCCUGAACGAGUUACAGGAAACAGACAACGUUCCUUACAUGGUCACGCUCCUCAGUGUCAUCAACGCACUCAUCUUUGGCUCCGAUGACCUCUUGCAGAGAGAUAAGAUGAGAAAGGAGUUUAUCGGGCUUCAGCUUCUUGACAUUCUGCCAAAAUUAAGAGAACAGGAGGAUGAAGACUUGAUUAUUCAAUGUGAAGCGUUUGUAGAGGCAAUGGCUGAAGAUGAGGAGGAGCUGCUCCGAAUAAACGGUGGCAUCGACAUGAGCAAUCACCUGGAGGUCUUCACCACUCUCUUCAACAAGGUGAGCAGCUCCCCAGCUUCUCUCCAGCUGCUGUCCAUUCUGCAGACGCUUCUCCUGCUGGGGCCGAGCCGCUCUGAUAUCUGGCUGGCCCUGGAGGCCAUCACAAACCGAGCUAUUUUGUUGGCCCAAGACUCGCAGAUGGGGUGCUUUGAGAAGAUCAUGGAGCGCCUGACAUUCUGCAAGGGCAAGAGCUGUGAGAGGCGUGACGAAGUGGACGGUCAGACAGUCAGGGUAGACAAGGCUGUGCAGACUGGUCAUGAGGAACAAAACCAGCUGAAUAAACGUACGUUGUCAUUUCGGAAGUCACUAGUUGCUGCUCCACCUCUUCCAAGUUUGAACUGGCCCCGAGGUUCUAUACAGAGUCCACUACCUGCACCACCCCCUCCUCCUCCACUUCCUGGAGUACUUGGUGGGCCUCCACCACCCCCACCCUUACCUGGUAUGGUACCUCCACCACCACCUCCACCAUUACAUUGCGGUCCAGGCAUGGCUGGCCCACCGCCUCCACCACCCCUGCCCGGCAUGAGCAACGGACCACCGCCUCCACCCCCCCUGCCUGGCAUGAGCAACGGAGUACCGCCUCCACCACCCCUGCCCGGCAUAAGCAACGGACCACCGCCUCCACCCCCACUGCCCGGCAUGAGCAACGGACCACCGCCUCCACCACCCUUGCCCGGCAUGAGCAACGGACCACCGCCACCACCUCCCCUAUUUGGCAUCCCACCCCCUCCACCGCCGCCCUCGGGUUUGAUUGUGGCUCAGAGCAGCUAUGCGUUGGGCUGCAACACACCUGCAAAGGCGAGCCGAUGUCCCACUCUGAGGAUGAAAAAGCUCAAUUGGCAAAAGCUCCGAUCUGUUGCUGAUGGUCACUCCAUGUGGGCUUCAGUUCAGAAAGAGCCUUCUCCUCACGAGCCGGACUAUAGCAGUAUCGAGCAGCUGUUCUGUCUCCCGGUGACCGAGCACAAAGACAAGGGGGCAGCUGCUCCUGUCAAGAAGGAGCCUAAAGAGAUAUCGUUCAUUGAUCCCAAGAAAAACUUGAAUCUCAACAUAUUCCUGAAGCAGUUCAAAUGCUCAAAUGAGGACUUUGUGGCGAUGAUUCAGAAAGGUGACAGAAGCAGGUUCGAUGUGGAGGUGCUAAAGCAGCUCCUGAAGCUCCUGCCAGAGAAACAUGAGAUUGAAAAUUUGAAGUCUUUCCAAGGAGAGAAGGAGAAGCUUGCGAAUGUCGACCGUUUCUUCACAUCGCUCCUUUCUGUCCAGUGUUAUCAUCUAAGGAUUGAGUGCAUGUUGUUGUGUGAGGAGACCGUGUCAGUUUUGGACAUGCUCCAACCUAAAGCCAAGCUGUUGGAGGAAGCCUGUCACUCUCUCAGGACGAGCACGCUCGUGCCCGUUUUCUGCAGGCUCAUUCUUGACGUGGGCAAUUUUCUCAACUAUGGAAGUCACACAGGGAACGCCGAGGGGUUUAAGAUCAGCUCGCUUCUCAAGCUUACAGAGACCAAGGCAAACAAGAGCCGCAUUACAUUACUUCAUCACAUUCUAGAGGAAGCAGAAGAGAGUCACCCAGAGCUGUUGGAAUUACCAGGGGACAUUGAGAUCUGUGAAAAGGCUGCGGGGGUGAAUCUGGAAUCCAUCCAGUCUGAAGCCAACGCCCUACUGAAACGACUGAAUGAGACAGCCAAGAAAGUCUCCAACUCUGUGGAGGAGUUGAAGGAGCAAUAUGCAAAAGUUCUCGAGGAAAAUCUGGAGUCUUGUCGAGCUUUGAGUGAAAGGUUCGCUUACAUCGACAAGAAGAAGAGCGAACUCGCUGUCUACUUGUGCGAAGAUGCAAAUCAGCUGUCGCUAGAAGAACUUUUUGGAACAAUCAAGACUUUCCGAGGACUUUUCAUCAAGGCGCUGAAGGACAAUAAGACCAGAAAAGAGCUGGCAGCCAAGGCUGAGAAGAGAAAGCAACAACUGGCAGAGGAAGAAUCCAAGAGACAGAGAGGAGAGAAUGGAAAAAUAAUCAAAAAAGGCUUUGUGCCACAAGACGACGGCUGCAUAAUCGACCACCUGCUGGCGGACAUCAGGAAAGGUUUCAGCCUAAGAAAGACUAGGCCAAGGUGCGAUUCGGAAAGCUCCCACUCUAGUGAAAUGCGUAGGGAUACCCGCGCACCUGGGUCAAGUGUGAAGCCUGCAGGCGAAGAAGUCGUAGACUUAGCCAGCAUUUCCGCCUCCACCACACCUCCAACAGAGGAUCACCAAGAGAGGCCAGGCGAGGUGAACGGCAUCAAUCAGCCAGGAGAGACUCCUUCGCCGUCUCAAGUUCCUACACCCAACCAAACCCCAGGACAAGCAGCCAAGACAACACCAGCACCCCCGGAAAGGCCGACGUUGCUACAGGAGGUUCUGAGCUCGACGACGCCUGCAAUAACGGAAACUAACCCUCGGGCGGAUCAUCAGCCGCUUCUUCUCACAGAUGGUUUUUCAGUAGAUUCAACUGAAACUAGUGUCUUCAGCCCAUCCUCCAUGUCAGACUCUGACCUAACAGAGGCUGUAUCAGAUGGAACUUGCAGUUUGGCACCUGAGAAAUUACCACCAGAGGAGUCAGCAGAUACUACUGUGAAUGUUCACCUCACAGGAAACAGACAAGCCAAUGAAAGAAACGACAGUGAAACGAGUGGAGGACAAAAUUUCGGUCAUGAGUCGACCGUUGCAAAAACACCCAUGCAGGAUGAAGUGGUGGGCAGAACGCGCUCCAAAAGCAAGGAGAAGACUCUUAAUGAGAGCAUCUUGGGGUGUGAUUUCAAGGUAGUUGAAACAGAAGAGGUGCCAGCGGUGUCUGAGGACAUGACAACUUCACAUAAGGCCAAGCCAAAGAAACUGCCAAGCGUCUGUAAACGCAACAAAAAGAAGAGUCCAGACUCUCUCAAAACACAAGGUAACAGUGGGAAAGGACACAUUAAACCUAAAAAGGGCUGUGUGUUGCAGUGAGGUGAGCCCAGAAAAAGAAGCUCCAGAGGAAAAAGAAGAAAUUGAUGUAACAGAGUAUAUAUUUUAUUUUGUGAACCCUCCUGAAGAUUGUUUCUAAACUAAAUUAAUUCAAAACUGGGAUUUUAGACAGCAUUUUGGAUGUCAAUGUGUCAAUGUAAAUUAACUUCCAAAAGACUUGGACAAUGUGCUUUAAAUGUUUAUUUUGUAUAAAUGUGUUGCUUUAAAUGAUUUCAGCUACUAAUAGAAAAUAUUGGAUAUCACCUUUUGAAACAGUUGGAUGUUAAUAUAUAAUCACAUUAUCUAAUAGAGUACUGGAUUGUAACUUUUAAUGUUUAAGCUAUUUUAAUAAAAGUCAACGUGGA
Molecule: messenger RNA, 4408 nt
Organism: Nerophis ophidion (straightnose pipefish)
Lineage: Eukaryota; Metazoa; Chordata; Actinopteri; Syngnathiformes; Syngnathidae
Gene: inf2
Product: inverted formin 2
Exons: 23
Coding region: 228-4046 (1272 amino acids)
Biological process (GO): actin cytoskeleton organization
Molecular function (GO): small GTPase binding; actin binding
Source: RefSeq, a predicted model, not a curated record